GCUGAUUGAAAUGUUGAUGAUUGACUAUUGGUUGAUGAUGAUUGGAAGAUGAACUUUAAUUGUUACCCUUUAAUUGUUGUCACCUUUCCAGUAAACAGUUUUUCUCUCCAUUAGUCAGUUAAUUAACCUUGUAACCAGUUGAUUGUCAUGAUGGAUCAACCAUCAUCUAGAGUAACCAAUUUUAUCUUUGGUCUUAAUUAUCUAGUUAAUCACUCAGACAAAUUACAGUGUUUGAAAUGGGCUUUUCUCUCACGGAUUCUUUGCCUAAUUGUUUCGAUUGCGGCCAUAAAUAUUAUUCCACCUCAUGAAGCUGAUGCUUUUGUUUUAGAUAAAUUUCUUCACAAUCAGACAACAAUCAAUAAGAUUGUCAAUCAUACGCUUGUUGGUUUCGCCCGUUGGGAUUCAUUACAUUUCAUUCAAAUUGCUAAACGUGGUUACGGUCAUGAAUCUCAAAUAGCCUUUUUCCCGUUUUAUCCUGGUGUUGUUCGUGCUGUUAAAUAUACCCUUUUCCCCUGGACAACUGUCUCUCAUGAUGGUUUACUCAUAAUCUCCGGAGUUUUGGUUAAUCUGAUUCUCUUUAUGAUUUCAUCAAUGCUCAUCCACCAUUUGACUAUUCUAAUUUUCCGUAAUCGUUCAAUGGCAAUGGAAUCAGUUUUCCAUUUCUGUUUUAAUCCUGCUUCCAUUUUUAUGACCUCUUGUUAUUCUGAAAAUUUAUUCCAAUUUUUUACUCUUUCUGGACUUACAUCAAUUGAAUUUGGCCGUUUAUCUUUGGCCUCUGUUUUUUUCGCCUGUGCCAGUCUAACCCGAUCCAAUGGAAUCAUUUCCCUGGGAUUUGUGGCCUAUUGGCACGUUUCCCAUAUUUGUAUCCUCAGUGGUCGCGUCCUCCGUUCAGCCCGAUUAGUUGAACAAUUUGGUAUCUUUCUUAGCCACGCAUUGAUGAUCGUGAUUCCCUUUAUCAUGUUCCAAUCUUAUUCUUACUAUUUCAUCUGUUUUGAGCCCGAUUUACCCGAUCGAAAGGAUUUCUGCGCUUCCAUGAUCAGUAUUCCUUACACAUUUGUCCAAAAGAAAUACUGGUCCAUUGGACUAUUUAAAUACUAUCGAUUGAAACAAAUUCCCAACUUCUUAAUUGCCUCACCAAUGAUCUACAUCUGCUCUUGGAUCGUUUGUAAAUAUCUCCAAUUGAAUGGGAAACAAUUUCUCGAUAUAAUUUUCAAUUUUCGUUCUCGACGACGAGGACCAACCCUUUGGAAUAACGGUCACGUCUUACCUUACAUUGUUCACUUGGCAUUUUUGACCUUUGUCUCUAUUUUCUAUAUGCACGUUCAAGUGAUCACCCGUUUCGUCCUAAGCUCAACACCGAUCGUUUAUUGGGCAAUAUCUUCAUCACCGAACAACAAAAAAUACUAUUUCAAAUUAUAUUUUCUAUCUUACUUUUUCUUAGGUACAAUUUUACAUUCUACUUUUUAUCCAUGGACUUGAAACGAAAAACAAAUAUGAUAGUCUAUUAAUUCAAUUUAUUAUUAUUCUUGUUCAAUUGUUACCCCGUUGAUUGUAAAUAAAGAAUCUUUACCAUUAGAAUAACAGAAAAA
Molecule: messenger RNA, 1589 nt
Organism: Panonychus citri (citrus red mite)
Lineage: Eukaryota; Metazoa; Arthropoda; Arachnida; Trombidiformes; Tetranychidae
Gene: PIG-V
Product: GPI mannosyltransferase 2-like
Exons: 2
Coding region: 148-1479 (443 amino acids)
Biological process (GO): GPI anchor biosynthetic process
Cellular component (GO): mannosyltransferase complex; endoplasmic reticulum membrane
Molecular function (GO): GPI mannosyltransferase activity; alpha-1,6-mannosyltransferase activity
Source: RefSeq, a predicted model, not a curated record